This is a messenger RNA of Durio zibethinus, 2449 nucleotides long. Its product is annotated as pentatricopeptide repeat-containing protein At2g22070-like. The record is from RefSeq and is a predicted model, not a curated record. Gene Ontology annotation, molecular function: zinc ion binding; RNA binding; protein binding. Gene Ontology annotation, biological process: RNA modification. Lineage: Eukaryota; Viridiplantae; Streptophyta; Magnoliopsida; Malvales; Malvaceae.
GCCCGCCAUUAAAAAUUCCCUGCCAUAAAAAAAAAAAAAAGGAAAAAAUGAAAGCCAGGCAAAAGUUGUGCCAGGCAAUUGAUUCACUGUACACCAGUUGCCAAGCAACAGCUGCAGCGUAUACACUGCUUGUGCUCGAAUGUGUUCGAGCCAACGAUGUUGAUCAAGCCAAGAGAUUGCAAUCUCACAUGGAUCUUCACCAUUUUACACCUAAUGACACGUUUUUACACAAUCGUAUCCUUCACUUGUAUGCCAAAUUUGGGAAAGUAUCAGAUGCUCGAGUCCUGUUCGAUAAAAUGCCUCGAAGAGAUGUUAUCUCCUGGAACGCCAUGCUUUCUGCAUAUGCAAAAUCGGGGUCUAUUGAGAAUUUGAGAGCGCUGUUUGAUCAAAUGCCUUUUCGUGAUUCUGUUUCUUAUAAUACUGUGAUUGCAGGUUUGGCUGGGAGCGGGUUUUCCAGCAACGCGCUUGAGGUUUUUUUGAGGAUGAAUAGAGAGGGGUUUGUGUCAACUGACUAUACUCAUGUGAGUGUGUUGAAUGCGUGUUCACGGUUAUUGGAUUUGAGGAAAGGGAAACAGAUUCAUGGUAGAAUUCUUGUUGGUAGUUUGGGAAGGAAUGUUUUUGUUUGGAAUGCUUUGACUGACAUGUAUGCGAAGUGUGGCGAGAUUGAUAGAGCAAGGUGGUUGUUUUAUAGAAUGAGUAAUAAAAAUGUAGUUUCAUGGAACUCAUUGAUUUCUGGUUAUUUGAAAAACGGGCAACCUGAGAAAUGUAUUUAUUUGUUUCAGGAGAUGCAGGUAGGUGGUUUGAAACCUGAUGAGGUCACAGUCUCGAAUGUUCUUGGCGCUUAUUUUCAAAGUGGAUUGAUAGAUGAAGCAAGUAAGGUUUUUAGCAUGAUUAAAAACAAGGAUAAGGUUGCUUGGACGACAAUGAUUGUUGGUUAUGCACAGAAUGGAAGGGAAGAAGGUGCUCUGAAUUUGUUUAGCAAGAUGUUAUUAGAAGGUGUCAACCCUGAUAGUUUUACGAUUUCUAGUGUGGUUAGUUCCUGUGCAAAAUUAGCCUCUUUGUGUCAUGGUCAGGUUGUUCAUGGGAAAGCCAUUCUUUCGGGAGUUGAUGAUGAUUUGCUUGUGUCUAGUGCCCUUGUUGAUAUGUAUUGCAAAUGUGGAAUAACUAAGGAUGCCUGGGUUGUUUUUGAUACGAUGCCAUCCAGAAAUAUAGUUUCUUGGAAUGCUAUGAUUAGGGGUUAUGCACAGAAUGGACAGGAUUUAGAGGCCCUGGCCCUUUAUGAAAAGAUGUUGCAAGAAAACUUGAAACCUGAUAGUAUUACCUUUGUGGCUGUUCUAUCUGCUUGUAACCAUGCUGGUUUAAUUAAAGAAGGACGUAGAUAUUUUGAUUCUAUCAGUAAACAGCAUGCAUUAGUACCCACUUUGGAUCAGUAUGCAUGCAUGAUCAAUCUCCUUGGCCGUUCAGGUUGCAUGAGAGAAGCAGUGGAUCUAAUUAAAAAUAUGCCCCAUGAACCAAAUUCCUUAAUCUGGUCAACCCUUCUUUCUGUCUGUGCAAUGAAGGGUGACAUUGAACAUGGGGAGAUGGCUGCUAAGUGUCUAUUUGAACUGGACCCCCUAAAUGCAGGACCUUACAUCAUGCUUUCUAACAUGUAUGCCACCUGUGGAAGAUGGGAAGAUGUGGCAUCAGUGAGAUCUCUCAUGAAAAGUAAGAAUGUCAAGAAGUUUGCUGCUUAUAGUUGGAUUGAGAUUGAUAAUGAAGUUCACAAGUUUGUAGCAGAAGAUCGAACUCAUCCCCUAACAGAAAUAAUUUAUGAAGAACUGAGCAGACUGAUCAAGAAAUUGCAGGAAGCUGGCUUUAUGCCUGAUACAAAGCUGGUUCUUCAUAAUGUGGUGGAGGAGGAAAAGUUUGCAUCCAUUUGUUACCAUAGUGAGAAACUUGCUCUUGCAUUUGGAUUGAUUAAAAAGCCCCAUGCAACAACACCCAUUAGGAUUAUGAAGAACAUUCGUGUUUGUGGUGAUUGCCACAUGUUCAUGAAGUUGGUUUCUAAAAUUAUUGGGAGGCCUAUCAUCUUGAGAGAUUCAAACAGAUUCCAUCAUUUUGUUGGUGGAAGUUGCUCCUGCAAGGAUUACUGGUAAUGAGCAGCCCAGGGAGAUCAGAAAUUCAGCUGAGCUUUGCAAGAAAAGUCUCAUAAGUAAACCUUCUGCAGCCAGGACAAACGGUACGUGGAAGGAAGAGCUCUGUUCCUAAUAGACUUAAAUAGUGGUAAGGGCUACUAAAUUUUUUUGGGAUUCUUGAGAAGAAUGAGUGAUAAGUUCCGAGGACUAUUUUAAUUAGAGGAACGGGAGUACACUUGCCAGAAUUUCUAAUGACCAAUUGUCCUGAUGUUUUUAGGACCGUGAAACGUAAAAGAAUUUUAAAAUUAAGAAAAAUGAGAGAAGUCGUUAUAAGU